AUGAAGGUGAUGAUUGAUACAGGUGCAAAUCGAUCUUUUAUUUCAAUUAAAGCACUAGAUCCAUCUUAUGGUAAGCACCUUGUUAAUAAAUCACAUAGUCGUAUAAUUUUAGCUGAUGGUCAUACAUCUCUUUCUGUUUUUGGUACAAUGACUCUAUCUAUUACAAUGGGUGAUAUGUUAACUUCUAUUAAAGCAUUUGUUGUUAAAGAAUUAUGUGCUGAUUGUAUUUUAGGCAUGGAUUUCAUUAAUAAAUAUAAAUUAAUUAUUAAUACAGAAGAACAAAUAGUUUCAAUUAGUGAUGAUUAUAAACGUACAACAUUGAAAUUUGCUGUUAAUAAAAACGAUAUAAGAUAUCCUGCACGUUUAAUUAAUAAUGUUCGGGUUUCACCAAAGCAAACAGUAACAGUUCCUGUAUCGGUAGAAUUAUCAUCAGCUCAAGUAUUAUUUCGUCCAUCUUUUAAACUACAACAACGAUCAUCUGUCGUUAUGUUAAAUUCUGCAUUAACUAUUCAUCAUCAUACAUCAUUUAUUUCACUUCAUAAUCCAACAACUUACUCAUAUUCUUUACCAAGAGGAAUUAUUUUGGGAACAACAACUAUUCCUACAUUGUCUUUUAAAAGAAAUUCAACUACUGAUCAUCAAAUCGUACA
Messenger RNA from Rotaria sp. Silwood1, 650 nucleotides. NCBI's taxonomy places the organism in Eukaryota, Metazoa, Rotifera, Eurotatoria, Philodinida, Philodinidae. The record is from the annotation of a GenBank genome assembly.